AUGUCUUCGAGAGCACUGACAGCAGUCCUCGUCUUCUGCUUCCUGUCCACCUCACCGUUUGCCGCCGUUUCCGCCCAAAUGGAGCCCCAAGCACCGCCCACCGAUGGCGCAUGCGGCGGUCCGCCCGUCGGGGGCAAAUGCCACAGCGUCGCCAGCGCGCUGCGCCUGAAGCUGAUCGCCAUCCCCUCGAUCCUCCUGGCCAGCUUGCUGGGCGUGUGCCUGCCGCUCUUCUCCCGCUCCGUCCCCGCGCUCCGCCCCGACGGCAACCUCUUCGUCGUCGUCAAGGCCUUCGCGUCGGGGGUCAUCCUCGUCACCGGCUACAUGCACGUGCUGCCGGACUCCUUCAACGACCUCAGCUCGCCCUGCCUGCCCCGGAGGCCCUGGGCGGAGUUCCCCUUCACGGCGUUCGUCGCCAUGCUCGCCGCCGUGUUCACGCUCAUGAUGGACUCGCUCAUGCUCUCGUUCCACGGCCGGGGCAAGGGCAAGGGCAGGGGAAGUGCUUCGGUCGCGCACCAUUGCCAUGCUGACAGCGCACUGCCGCAGGUGCACUGUCACGGGCACGGGCAUCUAGACGUGAGCGAAGCGAUGCCGGAGGCCGCGGACAAGGUCGUCGAGGACGACGUCGAGGCCGGCACGGCGCAGCUGCGCAGGAACCGUGUCAUUGUUCAGGUAACCGAUCGAUCUUGUUGCACGAUGGCCUUGAUAGUUCUUCCGUUCAUUGUUGUUGAUCUUGGUGUCGACCUCGAUCGGCAGGUCCUGGAGAUGGGCAUCGUGGUGCACUCGGUGGUGAUCGGCCUCGGCAUGGGCGCGUCGCAGAACAUGUGCACGAUCCGCCCGCUGGUGGCGGCGCUCUACUUCCACCAGCUCUUCUUCUCCACCACGACGCCGUUCGGGAUCGCGCUGGGGCUGGCGCUCACCAGGGUGUACAGCGACACCAGCCCGACGGCGCUGAUCGUCGUCGGGCUGCUGAACGCGGCCUCGGCGGGGCUGCUCCACUACAUGGCGCUCGUCGACCUCCUCGCCGCCGACUUCAUGGGGCCCAAGCUGCAGAGCAGCGUUAGGCUCCAGCUCGUCUCCUUCCUGGCCGUGCCCCUCGGCGCCGGCGGCAUGUCCGUAAUGGGCAAGUGGGCGUGA
Molecule: messenger RNA, 1134 nt
Organism: Miscanthus lutarioriparius
Lineage: Eukaryota; Viridiplantae; Streptophyta; Magnoliopsida; Poales; Poaceae
Source: the annotation of a GenBank genome assembly